UGCCCGUUAGCCGUGUUUACAGUGAUUUUCUUUGGCCGAGUGAAAUGUGAAAUGUGUAAAAAUGGCCGAGAAUGUGGAGUUAUUAUUUUUUGAUACGUUUUCGCACGAAAGUUGUGAGGAAAUAAAUUUGGACCUAGUACAAUUUCCCAAGCCAGUACUUCUGAGUGAAUUAAGAAUUAUUCCAUUGGGUGCCAGAGUUCAAGCUGAUUUUCCUGGUGGAGUGCGACUUGGAGCUACAAAUCCUUCGCAGUUCCGGAUCGAAUUUUUUGUCAACGAUCUUAGUAAGGCUCCUGGGGCUGCUGUCUUUGAAGCUCUCGGAGCUUUAGAUUAUAAUCAAAAUGGAAAUAUUAGAAUGGAACUAUCCCAUCGACCAAUUCCAACAGAUGGCUUGGUUCUCAGGGGUUGGUAUUCGACAAUCACGCUUGCAGUCUAUGGCUGCCUUACGAAAACAAUUCAAGAACAAGCAACUGUCAAUCAAAGUGCUCUUCCAUCAUCAACGAUAUCCACUAACCCUCGAGCACCCGGGCCAGAGGUUACGACCUCAGCAACUGCUGAAUGGGUUCAGCAGCAUGCCCAGGUGGGGACAACACCAGCUGAUCACAAUGUAUCCACUGAAAAUGAAGAAUUUGAAGGAAAGUACCCAAAUCCACCAACCACGCAUUACCCGUAUCAAGAAGAUUGGCCAUCAUCUGCUCCUGCAUCUGUUGUCAACCUGAGUGACGGAUAUAAUCACGUAAAAAAUGAGCCACCAUAUGAAAACUCACAAGCAGAGUGGAGUGAGGAUAAAGGAUUUUGGGAUGAGGAUAAAGACAAAGAAGCACGUCAUCGUGACAGGAUAUCCCCUCCAAUGGAAAUUAGUCGUGACCUAACUACAGACUUCCGAGAAAGAGGGUCUGACGAUGGAAGGCUUCGAGAUAGGGAAUACUAUUCAAGUAAGUCAAGUUCAUCACAGUUCGCACAAGUUCACAGUUCGUGGAUGGAAUGGGAGGGUUUGAGUAGUAGGAAACGGCCAAGAUCUCCACCAGUGCAACCUCGCACUCCGCCUCCUGAAGAUAGUAACUCAGGCUCCGUCAAGAAAGAAUGUAACUCUCCUGCCUUUGAAACGUUUUCUCCUGGAGACGUUGAAAGUAUAUCAGACGGAGAAAUCUCUGAGCCUGGAGAAAAUGAUGCUUUGAAAGAAGAAAAAACUCCACCGCCUCCUGUAGAAACCAUCACUCCAAAAGCUUCUCCACAACCUCCUGAAAUUGAUCUUGAGCAAAGCACCACUAACACAGAACAGUUCGAGCCAAUUCUCAGUGAUGAGGAUAUUCCGGACGAAAUUGACGUUCAGGACAUUGAUUUUGAAUUUGCUGAUUUCGCUGACAACCCACUAAAAGUUUUCAAUCCUUAUGCCUUUAUUGUUCAGCCACUCUCAUAUCUCUCUGACCCAUCAAUGUCAGAAUAUGAAUGGAAGGUCUCUCAUUGCUCUGAAGAAUAUUUAAAAUUCAAAAAAGUGCCUGAAGCAACACAAUUAGAGGAAGUUUUCAAUAACUGUGAUGAUUUUAGUGAUUGUAAAAAAGAAUCUUGGGUUAUCGGUAUUGAAAAAUUAGUACCAUUAAUUCCCAAAGGACUACCGCACUCGGAAAGUAGAGAAAGUAUCAUUGAGACUCUGAUUUCAUGGGUAGACACAGGAUUAAAUUUUGAAGAUGCUUUAACGCAACCUCAACCUGCCUUUAAGAUUAGGCACAUAAAGGCAGGACUGAGACUAGCUGAAGUUUUAUGCAAAUGUAGUGAACAAAUAACACUAGACUUGAUUGAAAGAAUUAGCCUGCAUCGAAAAUUAAUAGACUUGUAUCACAUAGAAUAUAUGGCCCUCUCUAUUAAGUUAAUGAUCCUUCGAACUCUAGAUUCAAGUCUCCGCUAUAAAAGUUGCGUUGAGCUAUUUCUGAACUCAGAAAUAUUUUCUGUCAAUGAUGAAAAUAUGAAUGAGAAUGUAAACGGAUACGUAAAAAUUGUUGACAUGAUGCAAAGAGAUCAACUGGCCCGUGUUAAAUUUGCUCUUGCAAGUCUUCUUCGAAAAUUUCACAUUUACGAAAUCUUAUCUGAAUUCAAUCAACUCAUUUAUAAUUAUGAUAAAAAACUAAAGUCCAAGGAUGGUGAUACACCCGAAGAGUUUGAUAUGAAUUUAAUUUCUAUUUGUUUAGAAGAGAUCAUCAAGUAUUAUAAGAACGCUCAAACUAUGAUUUCACAUCCUAAAAGGUUCCUACCUGUGCACUCUCAGUUUGAUUUUGGUGCCACAUUUUCCUGCCCAGAACCUUAUGAAACUUUAUUUACUUUUUUCAAAAGCCAUCUAUUAAUUGAAACAAUAGUAUUGAUUUUGAAUUCUCCAGAAAUGGCAAGUGAUUGGUCACUGUUGUUACUCAUUCAAGAGUUUAUUAGCAGUUUAAUUGAAACACCAGAAGGGAUGCGCUUUUUGUGUUCAUCUAUUGAUACCAUCAAUCCAAUAAUUAAAAUUUUGAUCGGCACCACAACUCCACCAACGGUAGAUGAAAAUGAGGUUGUCUCACUGGGCAUCAAUAUCCCUUUGGGACUGACUUUGGUCUAUCGGCUUCAAGCUCUAAAUUACACCGAUAUCCUCUUUAAUUUUUGGGAGUACCAAAGCGUUAUGAAACUGGAUCCUGAUAGCUCAGAAAUCCUUGAUAUUCUUCACAACUUACAUUGCCUAACGAUGCAUCCUAUUGGUAAAAGUGCAGUCGUUUUCAUCCUGUCUCGUUGCGAUUACAUACAGCCAGUUUUGAAUUUUCUGAAAUUUCACACGAAGCCAGAGGACACAACUAACUCAAAGAAGAAAUCUCCGUCUAUUCUCUAUGCAAGCGAUUUGAUCUCAACAGUCGUCAAAUUUUCAGACUAUGUGCCGUUUUUGCGAAAAUAUGGCCCCGAAUUAUGUGAUAUGAUAGCAAAAGAACCUCAAUUGCCAGAACUUCAAGCACUCGUUCCAUGGCUGAAACCAUCUCAGAACUAUUCAUUGUUUCACUACGAAGACAUCUCCGACCUUUGUGAAUUAGUGAAAAAGAAUUUAGACAGUUGUACAUCUCAACCAGGAGAGUUGAUCACAGGGCUGCGAAUUCUGCGCCAACUUGGCGUGCAAACUAACGACAAAGAUCUCCAUGAGGUCAGUGAUCCUUUAAAAGAGGAGUAUGUUGAGUCUAAGUACAAAUAUGUCAUAUUGCAACUUUACUCGUAUGACGGCAUGUCUUUUUUAACAUCAAUACUCCAAAAAUUCAUUGAGCACUAUGAUGAGCCUUACCUAAACUCUCACAAAUUUCUUCAAGGAAAUAGCGUGUUAGUUCUAUCGAUUAUCAUGCCGUGUGUUCAAUUACUACGCCGAAUGUUAAUAUAUGUCAUUCAGUGCCAAAACACAGACUUCAAAGAUCUUACAGCCAUCCCAAUUCUCCUAUCUAUUUACAAUCUAAUGUGCUUUGUCCCCGCAUCAUCUCAUGCAUAUUUUGAAGCUCAAAAAGUGCGUAAAGACAUAGUUGAUACAUUGCUAGCUUAUACGUUGCCUAUCUCAAACGAGACAUCGUCUGAGUCGGAAGCUUUGAAUAAAAGUCUUUGGACAUCGAUGAUAAAGGAAGUGAUAAAAUUUAUCACUGCCAGCCCAUACACAUUCCAAAAUGGACUACUUAUCCUUUCAGAACUACUACCUCUACCGCUUCCGAUACAAACCAAAGAAUCUUUGUCAGAAAGUGAAAUCAGCCGAAUUGUCAACUAUCGAAAACUAUGGUCAGCUCACCUGCACUCUCUAAGUCAGUUAUUACAAGACCUCAUUGUCACUCUAUGUGAAUCAAGUUAUCAACCUCUGUUGCAUAUCCUGCGAAAAAUCUGUGUUCAGCUCUCGGACCUAGCAGCGCCAACUGCGUUGAUUGUUGUUCGGAGCAUAUUAGAUGCUCUCUUUUCUAGUCUUUCAUUAAACCAGAAUGUUGCACCUGUUACACCCCGCACAGUGCGCUUAUUGAACUUUUUAGCUUGUCUGUUAACAUACCCAUGCGUCAAAGUGGCGUUCCUCCAUCUGACAGUAAACAACGCCUCUGUCCCAAAAUCAGAAGAGAAAUUCCUGACUUUGAUGGAUACUCUUUGCCAGAUCAUUUCAACGCCUUCAGAUGAUGUGAAUCAUCUACAAGCUCAAGAAUGUGUCUUAUCUAUGUUUCAAGCUUUGUGUUGUGCAGAUAUAACGCUAUUACCACGGUUGAACGAUCCAUCGCUAACGCUAAGCAUCGAAACAUAUUUAAGUAACUCGUUACCUCCAAAACAAACUCUAGUACCAAUGUGCCUUGCUUUACUGGAUCAUCUGUCUCUUAAAGAGAAUAGUCUCACUACUACUCUUCAAAUAUUGAGAAUACUCUUGACAUUAAGUGAGCAUGACUUCGGUAUUUAUCAUCUGAAAAAUUGUUUUGAGAGUAAGAACAAAGCUGUGUUUUGUGUCCUCACGAAACUUGCUGAGUGUUGGAGUAAAAAUAUUCUGGAGUGUGUUCCGAUUCUGAUGGUGCUAAUUGAACUUUUCAAAGAACUUUCAACCCCUGUCGUAGAGGUCAAGAGUGAGAAUGAUGAAGGCUGUGGUUUGCUCAGUUUAGGUCAUUCGAUAACUUUGUCUCCAAAGGAGAUUGCAGAACUUUGCCUCUACAAAAGACCAUCUGAAGUCAUCAAAAUGGAAGUUAAUGGAGAUUCAGAAGUCACAGAAACUAAUGAUAUUCAUCCUUUUCAUCAGUUAAGCAGUAUUAUAAAGGCAAAUAAUGCGGAUCUGGAAAACUUUCCUGGUGUAGAGCCCAGUUUUUCAGAGUUCAUGAAACUUCUAGAUGAUAGUGAAAUAAAACCACCCGAAAAGAAAGAACCUAUCGUAGAACCAAUUCUACCUCAUUGCGAUCCAAUUUUGGUUCAGUUUAUGUCUCGUCCUGUAUCUGUGAUGCUCGGUAGUGUUGAUGACGACCGAUUAACUCCUGCCUAUUGGCUCUCUGCGCCACCUGUGUCGGAAGAGGCUGACCAAGAAAUGGAGCAGAUCCCUUGUGAUAUUUUGGAACUAGCAAAAAAUUGUUUUCCGAAAAUGAAUUUCCUAGAAGAGUUAGAAAAUCUUUGCAAGUCGAAAAUCAGCUCUACUGAUGUUGACCAGUCACCAACACUUAAGAAACGGGCGAAAGAAAAACUUCAAAGCUCAAGUGUUGGCUCAACACCCACCUCAACAUCUGCAUCUUCAAGUUCACCUGCGGAGACAAAAGCAAAGAAACCCUUUGUUACACCAAUGCGUGGGAGGGGUGCUUCGACAUCUCGCUCCUCUUCGCAGCAGCAGAGAGGGGAUUUAUUUAGAACGAGACUCCCAAACACAUCACGACCUCCAUCACUUCACGUCGAUGACUUUGUUGCUCUGGAAACUUGUGGUCAGCAGCCUACCGGACCAACUGGCUACAAUAAAAUGUCAAUGCGAGCUGCUCAGGAUCUUCGAGUGCGAGGACGAGCCAGAGCGUUCGGAUUGGACAGAGGUGCUAGGUUUUUUGGAGCUCUUUCUUUUCGACCAAGACCAGGUUGGCAUCAUUUAAUGCCAAGACAAGAAGGAGGAGGACCAUCAGGACAGCCACCGUUGCCACACGCAUUUCGAGGACAUGAACCGCACCUAAGGCCACCUUUCAGAGGAGGGAGAUCAUUGUGGGAACAAAGACCGUUCCCUCCACCUGGAAUGAGAGGUGUUCUUUCCCACCGCUCUGACGCACGCCUGUUACGUCCAUUCCCUAGGUAGGGGUACCCUUGGGUGGGUCACCCCAGCACAAAAAAAACCAGCCUCUAAUCUAAAUAUCUUGCUCACGUCAUACGAAAGAAAGAUUUUUAUAUUCAAUUGACUGUUUUCAUGUUUUGAUUUGGUCAUUUUUCUAACUGUAUAAAUGAUCUAAUCUGGUCCAGAAAAAUGUUCCCCUGAUUAUUGAAUUGUAAAUUUGAAUGAAACGAGUAGCUUUAGGCCUUUUAUUAUUAAAGAUCCCCACCAAGCAACAGAGCAAACUCUGCAUAGCUAGAUGACACCUGCAGAGAAUUUUUUCUGCCUCCCUUUUUGUAAUCAAAAAAUGAUUUUUUUCUCCACCUUGAAAGGUAUAUUUUAUGUUAUAACUUUUUUUAAUGGUGGAAAUGUACAGUGUUGUGUUUUGAUUUUAUUCAGUCACAUGUAGAUACUAAUUUAUUUUUUGAAUUUUUGUUAAAGAAUUGUGAAGAUUUGUGAAUAAAAGUAUAAAUCUUA
This is a messenger RNA of Bemisia tabaci, 6253 nucleotides long. It is a transcript of the gene vir, whose product is annotated as VIR_N domain-containing protein. NCBI's taxonomy places the organism in Eukaryota, Metazoa, Arthropoda, Insecta, Hemiptera, Aleyrodidae. Gene Ontology annotation, cellular component: RNA N6-methyladenosine methyltransferase complex. Gene Ontology annotation, biological process: mRNA modification. Gene Ontology annotation, molecular function: RNA binding. The record is from RefSeq and is a predicted model, not a curated record.